This is a messenger RNA of Seminavis robusta, 1060 nucleotides long. The record is from the annotation of a GenBank genome assembly. NCBI's taxonomy places the organism in Eukaryota, Bacillariophyta, Bacillariophyceae, Naviculales, Naviculaceae.
UGUGGCUUGAGAGUAGACAGCGAAUACGAUACAACCCCCAUCAAAUCCUUCAACUGGUUCUCACAAUUUUAGUUUUCGAAAAACACAAACCACUUGCCUCCAACCCGCAAACCCUUCAACUACAAACCAACCAAACAAAGAUGAAGCUUUUGGAUACUGAAGUAAGCAACUUCUCUGCCCCAAUGGAGUCAACCAAGCCAAGCAUGGAGGGAGUUGACAUCAAGCCCAUGGAUGUGUUGUGUGGCCGUGGAAAGAAUUCUUUUAACCAUGUUGGAAACCGCAAAUUUCGUGACAUUGUGGCCGAAGCCAUUCCUGGAUAUGUAACUGCUACCUCCAGGGCCACCAAAUCUGAGAUUGUCACGUCCAUUGUCCGUCUGGUCCAAGAGAACGGGGGCCGCUUUCUCAAGCAAGAUACCAAGCGAAAAGUGUGGUAUGUCUUGAACUACACUCAAAGCAAGGAAAAGGCAGGACACGCCAUUCGGGAUGCCACCAUCACAGAAGAGUCCAAAAAACAACGGGCCCGCAAGAGGAAGAUGAUGCGUGCUGCCGCCAGCGGAAAUUCUCCUCGCAGAAACUCGUCUGCUUCCACUUCUUCUGCCUCAACUGCUUCCAGUGUUCCAUCCUUGGAGAAAGAAAACAAUCAUGUUCAUGACAUUGAAAGUAUCACCAUCAAAAACAACCAAGCACGCCACCAGCUCGAACCAUCGGGCUGCAAGGACGAUUUUUCCCUCGUGAACACUUCACUAACGGACCUGACCAGGGAUAUCAUGGCAUUGGACGACCAACCGACAAAUCCUAUUGACUGCUUAUCCAGCAUGCUCAUGGCUCAUUUCCCCGAAAAACUUCUCCCAGAGGAAUCUCUUUCAUCUUCCGCCUUUGAGCCUCUCCCUCUGGAUGAUCCCUUCAACACCUACAUUGACCAAUUGCUUGGGCCACUCACUGGAUUCUAAGCUGACUGCAGCCUUCCGAUUUUUACUGCAUCCUUCCUACACAAUCAUCCAACCUCUUAGAACAUACAUACUAUAACAAUAAUACCUAGGGAAUAUCACUUUUAUGCUAC